Caenorhabditis elegans is the source of this 819-nucleotide messenger RNA. It is a transcript of the gene W10C8.4, whose product is annotated as Glutathione S-transferase. The coding region runs from base 108 to 746 and encodes 212 amino acids. Lineage: Eukaryota; Metazoa; Nematoda; Chromadorea; Rhabditida; Rhabditidae. The transcript has 5 exons. The record is from RefSeq and is marked reviewed. Gene Ontology annotation, molecular function: glutathione transferase activity.
AUGUUUGCUCAAUGGGGCGCCGCUUAGCGGACUGUCAUACUCUCUAUUUUUACCAGAAGCUUCACUACAUUGCUUUUUAUAUUUUCGCUGCUGUAAAACUACUGUAAAUGUCGGCGCCUACGAAAUUGGAACUGAUUUCCCUGCCUGGACGAGGACGAGCUGAGACUAUUCGGUUACUAUUGGUAUUCACACACAGAAAGUUCACGGACACCCGAUUGACACUUGCCCAGUGGAAAGCCAAACGAAAAAUGGCAGGUUUCAAUGAUGACACAAAACUCCCAGUGAUGAAGAUUAAUGAUACACGGACUAUUAUUGGAGUUAUCGAUAUUUGCAGACAUAUCGCUCUUCAAUAUGGUCUGUACGGAAGCUCAAGUGGGGAUCAGGAAGAAGUUGAUAAAGUGAUUCAAAAACUCGAGGAGCUCAACACAGCGAUGAACCCAAUUUUGAGAGCAACACUGACGAAGAACUAUGACGCGAGGAAAGAAUGCUGGAAUGUAUUCAAAGAGGAGUCACUCUUCCCAUUGCUCAGAGAAUAUGAAGAGUUGCUCGGCGAGCAAAAGUUCAUGAUUGGAGAUCGAUAUUCAUGGGCUGACAUCGCUGUCGUCGAGUUUCUAACUCGGUGUCAGCAGUGCUACGAUAGCUUCUAUCUGGCUCAUUUCGAGAGGCUCCGAACUUUUUGCCAGACUUUUGAGUCUCUUCCGCACAUUCGUCCCUACAUUCAGGGACGUGUUGAUUCAUUUAUCUAAUUUUUUAAAAUGGAUAUUUUUCGUUUUUUAUUUGUUUGUUUUGCUGAUAAUUCAAUAAAGUUACGCAACGAAU